UGUUUAAUGGACUGAGCCCCCCAGGAGCCCUGCAGGCCCUUUCUGUUACAGCAGCCAGCUGGCCUCGCCUUUUUACCUCACCAUUGUCCUUUCCUGAGUCUGCUUUUGGUGUAGCUAGAGGGAUCCACAUCACCCUGUCCUCUAUUGGUUAAUUGAGCUCGAGAGAAACUAAAGUAUUUCAAGAACUAUUUUCAUUUAAAAAAUGACAAAACUUAAUUCAUCAUGCUUUUCAAGUUUUCCUUUUGCCUUCAAAGUGUAUCAUUAGAACCCAGAAGUCAGCCUCUUAUGCCAUUCCAUGUAUUGUCAAGAAUCCAGUCUAUUUCCAAGUGGCACAUGGACUUUAGAGCUACAAUUGAAAUGUCAGUGCUAAUGGCCAAUUUCAUGUCACUGAGUUAUUUUUUUCCUCCCAGCUUCAUUGAGAUGUAAUUGACAAAUAAAAUUGUAUAUAUUUAAAGUGUACAGCGUGAUGAUUUUCUAUAAUGUAUUGUGAGAGGAUUACGACAGUCAAGUUAAUUGACACAUCCAUCCCCUCACAUACUUCUUUUGGAUGAGAAUGCUUAAGGUCUCUCAGCAAAUUUCAAGUAUAUUCUACAGUAUUUAAUUACAGUGACCAUGGGGUACAUUAGUUCUUCAGAGCUUAGUAACAGGUUCUUAGGCUAAGGAUACAAUAGAGAAAAACAGAAGUUGGGAUUGUUUCAUUUUGUUCUGAUUUUUCUUUCAGCUUUGUGCAUAUUUAACUGCCCAAAUACUCUUUGCUGCUACCUUUUCAAGUGUAAGCGGGUCAGUAAUGAUUCUUUACAUGUAGCUGCAAAUGCCCAAAGGAGGAAUGGAGUCUAGUGAGUGUGAAAACGUGUCAAAAGAAAAGGAAGCAUUUGAAGAAGAAGAGUUUGAAGCUAGUGCUAUGGAUUCUCUGAUAGACAUGCCAUUUGCCACCGUAGAUAUUCAAGAUGAGUGUGCAAUCACUGAUGUACCUCACAUAAAUUUGGAGAGAAGUAAAGAAAAUGAACGGAUCAGUAAAGAUCAGAUAAAGAAGAAGAAAAAAAAGCAAAAAGAUUAUCAACCCAACUAUUUCCUAUCCAUUCCGAUCACCAACAAAGAGAUUACAAGAGGAAUUAAGAUCCUACAAAAUGCAAUAAUACAACAAGACAAACAACUGGCCAAAGCAAUGAUCAGUGAUGGCUCCUUUCAUAUUACCCUGCUAGUGAUGCAGUUAUUAAAUGAAGAGGAAGUAAACAUUGGUAUUGGUGCUCUUUUGGAAUUAAAACCAUUCAUAGAAGAAAUCCUCCAAGGAAAACAGUUGAUUUUGCCUUUUCAAGGGAUUGACACUUUUGGAAAUCAGGUUGGAUUUGUGAAGCUGGCAGAAGGAGAUCACAUAAACCCACUUUUGGAGAUAGCAGAGACUGCAAAAAGGACGUUUCAAGAAAAGGGCAUCUUGGCAGGAGAAAACAGGGGUUUUAAGCCUCAUUUGACUUUUAUGAAAUUGUCCAAAGCACCAUGGCUCCGGAAGAAGGGAGUGAAAAAAAUAGACCCCGAAUUCUAUGAAAAAUUUAUCAGUCACAGAUUUGGAGAAGAAAUGGUACAUCGCAUAGAUCUUUGCUCCAUGCUAAAGAAAAAGCAAAGUAACGGUUAUUAUCACUGUGAGUCUUCAAUUGUGAUUGAAAACAUUUUCUCCAGUGAGGACCUGUAUGAACGCACCAUUCCACACAAGGCAUUUUCAUGUUUGCUGCUUUUAAUUAGGAAUAGAAUAUUCCAGGUCAGAACGUUUCAUUCUGAGAAGAUAAAGUCUAGGUGGCCUGCAAAGAUUGAAAACGUGUUCUUCAAUUUCUUCCCCAAAGGAAACAUGUUUUGUGAGGAAACAGAUUCACACAUGAAUACUUCUCUCAUCUUAUCAGGGAGAUGGCAUGUGAUUAAGACAGACUCAUACACAAUUACGUUUCCAAGUGAGAAGUGUAUAAACCAAAUGAAGAUUUUUUUUUUUUUUUUUAAGCCAGAGCAGGGCUGUUCUGCAGUGUGAAUGUAUUCAAAGGAAUUUGUUCACAUGUGAUUCACAUGUGCUAUUUCAAAUCCAGGCAUCAUUCUUAUAAAAUGGUGAACUUCAAGAUAACCUGAUUUGUAUACUUUUGAAGUAACAUGAAAAUAUUCAAAGAAGAUAAAUACCCAUAUCUAAAUAUUUCAAGGUCUUCAACCAAGAUAAUUUCUCUCCACAUCAGCUUGAAGAAAACCCAUGGAAGUAUACAUCCUGAAAGAAUCUUAAUACUGAAGUCUUUUUAAUGCAUUAAGGAAAUGUUCCAGAGACACAAUUUUAUUUCCAAAUUCUCACUAGGUAUCUUCAGAGCGGUCGUCAUCUUAUCUUCCAAAGAUCUUAGCUAUCUUAAACAGAAGAUACUCAAUAUGUCGUUUGAAUUUACGUUCUGAAACAUUUCAAGUCGAUUUUUAAGGAAGACUUUUGUGUUUUCAGGAGUUUUGCUGGAGUGCUGUCUUCCAUGAAGUUUUGAUGAGGGCUAAGCAUUUCCUUUUAAGUUCAUUGCAAAUGGCAAAUGUACAAUUUUCUUGUGGAACACCGAUUUUGGCUAGCUUGCCAUAUCUUCUCUGUGAUUACUUUAGGCCAACCUUGAAGGAGAGCUCAGUGCUUCAUUGCCUCUCCCACUCCCAUUUAAAAAGCAAACAAACCCCCCUGAGCAAUCUGUAGAAUUUCCUGAAGAUACUGUGGGAUUGGCAUGUAUCACUGACAUUGCCAUUAGACAGCUGUGUUCAGCUCAUCCCAAAUUACAAUACAUCAACCGUUGAAUUUUUUAUUUUAUUGCUCUUUUCAGCUUAGUCUUCAAAACUCCCCUUAUUCCAGGCAAUAUCUCUAGAUUUUCCCCUCAGGCUUCUUUAUCUCUCAUCUUUUUCUAACUCAAAGCAAUUUAGCUUCUUUUAAGCUCCACCAAUCUUGUAUCCCCAUACUGAUCAUUUAACAUUUAUUUUAAAAAAUGGAUUUUGCCUAUUACAAAUACUCUACCUUUUCUGUCAAAUUUUGUGAUGUCAAAAUGAACUUUAAAAUUAUAUCUGCCUCGAUGAGGCUCCUGGGUGGCUCAGUCUGUUAAGCGUCUGA
Molecule: messenger RNA, 3094 nt
Organism: Felis catus (domestic cat)
Lineage: Eukaryota; Metazoa; Chordata; Mammalia; Carnivora; Felidae
Gene: AKAP7
Product: A-kinase anchoring protein 7
Exons: 8
Coding region: 812-2014 (400 amino acids)
Cellular component (GO): cytosol
Molecular function (GO): protein kinase A regulatory subunit binding
Source: RefSeq, a predicted model, not a curated record